CUGCUACAACAUCGUCAAUUGCUAGGCCCUUGAUCCUCUCAGUUCGGCUUCGUAUGGCCGUCGUAUUGCCAAGCCACUUCAGGCACAAAGAGGAAGCCAAACACCGCGAUCAGGCCGAUGCAGGUACGCACAGCCACACACACCUACAAGUAGCGGACAAAGCCACACGACCAACCACAUCAUAAGCGCCAUUUCAGGGUGGUCGUUACCGGCCUCGUUCUCAGCGCCUCUCUCCUCUAUUCUGGCAUACCCGAAGACCUGCUGCCGAUCUCUGCGACCACGGAAACGCACCACUCAUCGUCCGAAAGGCAUCAAAUCGCAUCGCCAUGAGCCUCGACCCUGCCCUCUUCACCUUGCACUUCCUUCCUCGGCAAGACUCGCCCUCGAUUACAGACCUCUCCUCUAUCAUCCCGGAUGCCACUUCUAAAACAUUCACCCCGACAUAUACCCUCUCACGGGCAAUCCGAUCUCCAAAGUACCAGAACACACUCCUAGAUGGCCUGACAUACACUGAGCUCGGUUCCGUCUCCGCCUCCUCUACCAGCGAGAAGUGCAAGUCCCUCAAGCUCUUCAACCCGGAUCAGGACAAUGAGGUCAGAAAAGCAGGAGCAAUGCUGCGGACCGAAUGGCAAUUUGCCUGGCAAGGAGAGAAGCUAGCCAUCAGCAAAGAAUUGGCCAUCGGAGUGGGGAAUGGCAAAGGGAGCUAUGAUGUUGAGAUCAUUCGCAAGCCUGACCCGCCCAUCAAAAUUGCCAUCUACAGACCAGAGUCAAAGAAGAUGUCUGCUUUUCUACAAGUCUUCGACUACAACAUCGAUCGCUGCGAAGCAAUUACCGACAAGAGGGGCCUGGAGCAUACUCUCAUAUUAGCCAUCGCAUCAUGUUUGGAUACCGAGUACGAUGAGAGGCAUCGCACUCCAGACGACAAUGUCUUCUUGUCCCUAGUCGGUGCAGCGCCUACCAGCCCUUCCCAAGGUGGCAUGACAGGCAUGCCAACAUCCGGGCCGCUGGAGCCCAACGAGGUUGUCAUCACCCCCCUCGUCGAGCCUGCUCACGUCGUGGAGCAUUGCCUCAAUCUGCUUAAGAGCGGAAUGGAUGGAGCGGACCCCAGAGGGCUCAAAGCGGCCACCGUGGGCCAAAACCUCGAGCUGGUCGUGAUCAAGGCAGUUGGCGAGGAGAUGGCCAAGCGCGCCAUCGGGAUCGCCGAGAGAGUCAAAGUGGGGUUCUACCGUCUGCCAGACUCGCGGAAGGGCAAGCUCUGGGAUGGGACUGUGCCAGCUGAGCUCUACCAGUAUGUCCGGACCAGCGAGCUCAAAGCCCAAGACAGACCCGAGGGAAGCAAGCCUCCGGUCCCCGAACGCCCGCCUGCACCACCGUCAUCAGGAGCUCGCCCCCGUAUCAAGCUAGGCGGUGGACAUUCACCUGAGCCAACGAGUACACCGCAACCACCUGCUUCACCUCUGCCGGCCAAGACACCACCCUUGCUGACCGACAUCACCAUCUUUCUAUCCAAGACGAAGCUGGAGGAGUUUGAAGCGGAAAGAUCUCAACAGGCAAGACUGUACGAAGAGGAGCAGAGUAGACGGUUGGCUGAGAGGCUCCAAAAGGAGCAAGUACGUCAGGAAGAGAGCCCCGCGAGCUCUCGCACGAAGGGACAGGCCAGCAGAAGGCCAAUGUCGGGGGGACAGAAUUCGCCUGACGCUACUAGACUGAAGCCAUCAGCGCACAGAAACGGAAGGCCAACAUCUGCAGGAGGAUCUUCAGAACCUAGGAAUGGAGUGAAUGCACCGCAGGAUGAUCCGAGGAAUCCGGAAUCGGCUCACAGUCACGAUGAAGCUUUAUCACCAAACGGUACCCUCCGUCACGGGUUUGGAUCGUGUCAGAAUCUCACAAGACACGCAACUUGGUCCUCUCGUCCCACCCAUCCUACCGGAUACACGGUCUCGUAUCCCGCGGCUACGAACCACGCUCAGAGAGACUCGCCUCACACGGCUCUUCAAUCGAGUGCACGUGACGCACGUCCCGCAUCCUUCUUCCUCCCCCUUCAAGACGACUCCACCCUCGUCAAGGUGAAGACGCCCAAGGUCACUGAGCGUCCUGUCGUUGUCGUUGAAGACUCGCGUAUCCCUCCUGCUACGACUGCUGCUGACGCUCAAUCGGAUGCGAGUGCAAGUGAAGCAGGCGCGACCACCGACCGAGACGACGCCGAAGAUAUCGAAAGUCUGUGCGAAGCUGAAUGCGGUUCGUGGUAUGGCUCUGAAUGCUCCUUCUCAUCCGAGGCCACGGGUCCACCUCUGGAGAGUGAACAGGACCCUUUGCGGGCGAGAGGCAACAACAGUAAAAAGAGCCCUACUAGCAGGGUGCUUUCCAAUCUACCUCCGCCGAUCCUGGCCAGAGGCACACAGCCAAGCAAGGAGAGAGCAACGGGAAAGGAGGAGAGGCCAAGAGCAGGAGCGAAAGCAGGAGCAGGUAGGUGGAGCUCUACGCCGAUUAGGGAUUUGCAUGAGCAGUGGGCUGCUGAUUUCAGAGGUGGUGGUGGCGCGAUGAGCAGGAAGAAGCGGGGAGUGGAGAAGAAGAAAGAGAAGGUCAGGCUCAGUCCAGCUUAGGACUGCUUUGAUAAACUUGUAUAUAGCUUAGAAUCUGCCAGACCUAUAGGUUGCACCUUCCCCUUGAUCUUGGCGUAGCCUUACUUGGCUGCCAAUCUAUUGCCUUGAAUCGCG
Molecule: messenger RNA, 2717 nt
Organism: Microstroma glucosiphilum
Lineage: Eukaryota; Fungi; Basidiomycota; Exobasidiomycetes; Microstromatales; Microstromataceae
Exons: 5
Coding region: 327-2603 (758 amino acids)
Source: RefSeq, a predicted model, not a curated record